UAUGUAUAUACGAGUUAAAACUGAAAAAACUGAUUGGUAAAGUGUUGAUACGAAUGAUAUUUUGUACCUUUCAAUAAAAUCUGUAGACAGGAGUAAACAUUCCAUAUUUCAGAAAUUUUUGAUACUGAAAUUUUUUAUUAGUCUUUAUUAUUCAAAUUCCUUUGCGCUUACAAAAGUAUUAAACUAUGUAGCGUCUUCAGAGUUUUUGCUUUUUGACUUUAUUUUUUAUUAUGAAAUAUUGCCCGAUGACUAUUCAACUGUUUAGAAUUUGUUUAUAAUCGCAAAAUUCUAAAAUGAUUGUUGAUGUGAAGGAAUGGGAUGUUGGAACAGUUGAUGACGGUGUAAUAAAAAUUGUGGAAGAAGUUCAGCUCCGUAAAUAUGGCAAAUUUCUUGAAGGCUAUAGCACUCAAUUAAAAGACAUUGAACAUGCACUUGAUGAAACAAUAAAUGAUUUUUGGAGUCAAGAAUUAGAACCUGUUUCUAUUCAACUGUCCCCCCUAGAGAAAACCACAGUUCUAGAAUUGGUAUCAACUGAUAACAAAAUUUUGAAUAAGGUGAUAUCUGUCCUCUCAAUUUUAUGCUGUGAAGUUGAUGAUCUUUGUUAUGAAGCCAAAGUAAAAUUUUUCCCUGCUCUUCUCUUUUAUGGAGAAGGAGAGUCUCCGGAUGCCUUAGUAGAUGGAGAGGCACAUAUUUAUAUAGGCCGGAUGAUUCCUUUUAUGCAGGAGUUAUCUUGUUUUGUUGAACGCUGCUAUGUUGUUGUGAAAAAUAUAAUCCACCAGCUUAAUGGCUUACAUUCUGGUCAUAAAAAUGGCACUGCAGCCUUAAUAGAUGUUACUGAUGUUCACUUCUUAACAGUCUAUAAAUAUUUAGGUUCUUUGCUGACAAUUUUAGUGACUCUUGAUGAGAUCAUCGAUAGUCAAGUUGUUCUCCGAGAGCACUGGACACAAUUUAAACGAAUGCUAGUGUCUAUCCAUCACAAACCAUCAAAACUAGGCAUUGAAUCAGAAAAGUUAAGACCUUUUGAGAAAUUAAUCAACAAAUUAGAAAACCAAUUGUUAGAAGGAAGCAUUUUUUUGGGUGCUGUAGAACAAAAUUUUGAUGACAACAAAAAUUUCGUAACAAAAAACACUUUCUUCUUAGAUGAAUUCAAUCUGAACAUCAGGAAAUUUUUUAUGGUUAUUGAAUCAAAAAUAGGUGAAAGUAAUGAAUUUGAUGCCCGUUUGAAGAUACCAGAUGUUUGCUGUUUGUUUGUUUUACAUUUUUACUUGUUCAGAGUCAUGGACAAAAAAUUCUUCAAAAGUUUAUGGGAUAUUUAUAAAAAGGUUCCUGCAGUUCCUUUAAUUGCUAAUAUUAUGUGGUUUCCUGAUAUGUUUCUGCUAACUAGAUUGCCUUUAGUAGCCAGAAGUGUAGAUCGGAAGUCACAAGAUGCUGUAAAGCUUUCUAGACAGUCUUAUUUAUUACAGAAAAAUCAAAAUCUGUUGAAAGAUGUAUCAAACUAUUUCAUGCUCACUAUGAACUGGAUGACUAAAAUGGACUCCAGCUUAACAGAUACUGGAAAAUUGCUUGAAGAUCUUAAUCGGAAAUGCUCUUUAUUGUUACAGGGUUUAAAAUUAGCCUGGACAAUAAAUCAUCAAGUAAAAACAAUAAUGAAUCUUCAUGUAUCUUUGUCUAAACCAAUGACCAAGACAUGUGUAUUAGCUCUAUGUAGAAUGAUAGAAAUGAUUAAAGGAAUUGAAGGAACAUUCCACCGUCAUUCAGUUGUUAUUAAUGAAUCAAUUACUCAUAUUGUACAACAUUUAGCACACCUUGCUUUAACAAUAAUCAACAUUGGAAAGAAAAGAUUAGUAUCUGACAAAAAGUAUAGUGAACGUAGACUCGAUGUUUUAUCUGCUCUAGUACUAGCUGAAAAAUCUUUGAAUGGUCCAGGUACAAAAGAAAGAAGGCUGGUUGCUUAUUUGGCUAUGUCCUUAGGAGUGCAAAUGAACUCAUUUAAAGAUGAUGAAAUGGCCAAUUUUUUUAAUGUGGUGAAAAAACUUGAUUUCUUGUGUGAUUUAAAAGAAAAGUUAAAGGAUGCUUCUGACUGCAGUUUUUUGUAUUGGCAUCGUGCUGUUUUCCCUACUUAUGUUGCUGAUUUGUAUGACAAUGGCACUGACACACGAUCAAACCUUAUACAGUAUAUGGUAUUAGCAUUGCAUGACAGUGUCCGGUCAAUAUUAUCAUCUCGCCAUGAAUCUACUCCUGAAGCUCUGCUGUUUGCAUUUCAGAAGGAAAUUUACCUUACUAUAAAGAAACAUUUGCUUGAUCCUCUCUGUAGUGAUGUUGAAACUGAGCUCCGUUUACACUGCCAUUAUCAUUUGCAAUUAGAUGAUAGAAACCCAUUCAAAGUUGGCAGAAAAGAGUUUAAUUAUCUUUUCAGACUUUCAUCUCUUCACUUGUUUAACCACUUUGUUAGUGUUAAGUCUUAUGUAGAACAUUAUCUUGACAAAAUAUUUUAUAAUUUAACAACUGUUGCCCUUCACGAUUGGAAAACAUAUGGUGAAAUGAGGAGCUUAGCUUCACAUAAGUAUCGCUUAGAAACUGUUGAUGCCCACCUUCCUAGUCAAACUUUAGAACAGGGUUUAGAUGUACUUGAAAUUAUGCGAAAUAUUCAUUUAUUUGUAUCAAACUACCUCUACAAUCUCAAUAAUCAGAUAUUUGUUGAACGCUCAAGUAAUAAUAAGCAUUUGAAUACUAUAAAUAUUCGCCACAUUGCCAAUUCUAUACGUACUCAUGGAAUAGGUGUUAUGAAUACAACAGUAAAUUUUGUUUACCAAUUUCUGAGGAAAAAGUUCCAGAUAUUUUCCCAAUUUCUUUAUGAUGAGCACAUCAAAUCAAGAUUAAUAAAGGAUUUAAGAUAUUUCAAAGAAAACAAGAAUCAAAAUGGUCAAAAGUAUCCAUUUGAUAGAGCUGAGAAAUUUCACAGAGGAAUUCGUAAAUUAGGCUUGACUGAAAAUGGCGAAAGUUAUUUGGACCAGUUUCGACUUUUAAUCAGUGAAAUAGGAAAUGCUAUGGGGUUUGUUAGGAUGAUUCGAUCGGGAGGCAUACAUUGUUGCAGCAAUGCUAUUAGAUUUAUUCCUGACCUAGAUGACAUAAUUGAAUUCUCUGACUUGUGUAAAGAGGAAAAUCUUUCUGAAGAAACAAUAUCAGCUGCAUCAAAACUUGAUUCAGUCAUUAGCAACCUCUCUAAAAACUUCUCAGAAGGUACUCAGUAUUUCAAGCUUUUGGUUGAUGCAUUUGGUCCUGCUUUCCGAGAUCCAAAAAAUGGGCACAUGAGAAAUUUUUUUGUCAUUGUACCUCCUCUGACAAUAAAUUUUGUUGAGGAAUCUAUAUCCAGUAAAGAAAAGCUUUCAAGAAAAAAUAAAGUUGGAGCUGCUUUUACAGAUGAUGGUUUUGCUAUGGGUGUGGCUUACAUCUUGAAAUUGUUAAAUUUGUAUGAGGAAUUUGAUUCACUUCAUUGGUUUCAUUCAGUUAAGGAAAAGUAUUCCAAAGACCGAGAAGAUGCACUUUCUCAAAAAAAUACUGCAUUAGGAAAAGAAGACAGGAAGCUUUUAGAAACAAUGAAUUUAACAAGCAGGAGAUUGGAAAUUUAUCAGCAGGAAUUUGAUCUUUUGAAUUAUUCUUUGAGCAGUGCUCGAAUAUUCUUUCGUGCUGAUUUAAGUGCAGAAGAAGAAAAUGCUGAAAAACAAAGUACAAAUAAGGUGUGAUUUAUAUAACACAGCAUCAAGUUUCAAUGCCUAGACAGUAAUAUUUUUUUCAUUAGGUAGCUAAAGUUGUUAGAAAUGCUAUAAAAAAUGUAGUUCCUGAACUGAAGCUCGUUUAGAUAAUGAACUGUAUUAAAUAUUUCAAUGUUUUAUAAUGUUCAUAUUUUACUAUGAUUGUCUGUACAAGUAUAAUAUUUUGAAGUGCAAUAAUGUAAUAAUGAACUUCUGAUGUAUUUUUGUGAACUAUAUUUAAACAAAUCAAUUAUUUUGUUAAAAUAAAGAUAUUUUGUUAUAAA
Molecule: messenger RNA, 4036 nt
Organism: Parasteatoda tepidariorum (common house spider)
Lineage: Eukaryota; Metazoa; Arthropoda; Arachnida; Araneae; Theridiidae
Gene: SWIP
Product: strumpellin and WASH-interacting protein
Biological process (GO): endosomal transport; endosome organization
Cellular component (GO): endosome; WASH complex
Source: RefSeq, a predicted model, not a curated record